Molecule: messenger RNA, 825 nt
Organism: Ixodes scapularis (black-legged tick)
Lineage: Eukaryota; Metazoa; Arthropoda; Arachnida; Ixodida; Ixodidae
Product: juvenile hormone acid O-methyltransferase-like
Exons: 3
Coding region: 1-825 (274 amino acids)
Source: RefSeq, a predicted model, not a curated record
AUGGAUCCUGAUUUCUACGUUAAAAACAAUGGCUAUCAGCGGAAAUUUAACCUCCAGGUUCUGGAAUUAAUGCGAGGCUCGUUCACAGAUGAGACCAAGGAGCAACAGUUUCUCGACCUGGGUUGCGGCACCGGAGACUUCACCCGCGACCAGCUCCUCCCUCUCUGGCCAGACGUCGGGAGGAUUGUGGCGGUCGACGUGUCCCAGGACAUGGUGGAACACGCCAAGAGGGAGUUUGCCCACCCGAAGAUCUGCUACGAUGUCUUGGACAUUGGAGGGAGCGGGGUGGCUGACUUUGUCGGGCGAUAUGGUCAGUUCGAUCGUGUCUAUUCCUUCUUUUGCCUACACUGGAUCGGGAAUCAAGAAAGGGCUUUCAAGAACAUCGCCGACUUGAUGAGACCAGGUGGUGAAUGUCUGCUUAACUUCCCUGCGUCCGUAAGCUUUAUGCGCUUGGGAAGAAAACUCUUAACUUUGGAUCACUGGCAAAAAUACCGAACGGUGAUCGCGACGCAUUCUCCAACCCUGGAUUUGGCAGACCGAGAUACCCGUCUGUCUUACAUAUCUGGUCUUGUGAAGAACGCCAAUCUGAUUCCAACCACGUGCGAGGUGCUGGAAGAAGAUCGCAGGUGGUCUACCGUUGAGGAAUAUAAAAGAGCGCAUAUGGGACUGAUUAGACUAUCCAACCUUGUGACAGAAGAAGAGAAGCCUCUCCUCCUCAAGGACGUCGCCGAGGAAGGAGCCAAGUUGUUCGCCGAGAAAGAGGCCGGUAGUUCACCGUUCCGCAACACCCAGUUCCUGGUGCGCGCCCGCAAACCUCGACCCUAA